UACUCUGUAAUCUGUGAACCAUAGACCUAAUAUAUUAUUAUUAUAUUAGGUCUAUGCUGUGAACGAAUACCUAACCUACGUAAAUAACCAUUCGUAUUUCGUAGUGAUCAUCAGUGUAUACUUGUGUUAUCUGGGAAACUAAUAUAAAUCUAGUGUUCUAGUUACUACAGUCCACCGCUAAAAUGGACGGUAAUGCGUCGCAAAGCCCUGCAGAUAAUAAAGUUACAGGAUGUGGAAUAUGUCGGUUACCCUUGAAAAAUAGUGAACAAUUUCGAGCACAUUAUAAAACAGAAUGGCAUAAUUAUAAUUUGAAGAGAAAUAUUGUCGGAUUACCACCAUUGACUCCAGAGGAAUUUAUAUUGAAAUUUAACAAUUUGGAGCAAAAGCAACUGCCUUCAAAGAAGAAAGUAACAAAUUAUCGUUGCUAUGAAUGUAACAAAAAGUUUUCUAGCAAUAGCACCUAUGAUGAUCAUCUUCAAUCUAAGAAGCAUCAAAAGAACAUCAGAAAUACAAAGGAAGAUGUCCAAAAUAAUGUUCCUAAAGAAGAGUCUGAUAUUGAAGAAGAUUCUGAUGUUGAAGAAGUUGAUUCUGAUGAGUGGGAUAAUGAUAACGAUAAUCCUUUAGAUAGAAAUCAAUGUCUAUUCUGUUCCCAUCUAAGUGACAAUUUCUAUAAAAAUUUAGAACACAUGACUUCAUUUCAUUCCUUUUUCAUUCCAGAUGUUGAAUAUUGUAUAGACAUCACAGGAUUAUUGAGGUACCUUGGGGAAAAAGUAUAUAAACAUUACAUAUGUCUUUGGUGCAAUGAAAAAGGUAAAACAUUUUACACAUCUGAUGCUGUUAAAGCACAUAUGGUAGAUAUGGGCCAUUGUAUGAUGAUUUACGAAGGAGUAGCCCUCACCGAAUAUGUUGAUUUUUAUGAUUAUUCUUCUUCAUAUCCAGACACACAAAAUGGUGUAAAUGAAGAUGCAGAGGUACCUGUAAACAUACUUGAAGGCUCUGAAUUUAGUUUAGUUUUACCAUCUGGCAUUACAAUUGGUCAUAGAAGUAUGAUGAGAUAUUAUAAACAAAAUGCUUCCCGUACAUCUGCUGUGGUUCCAUCAAAAAAUACUAAAAAACUCCACAAAGUUCUGGCAACCUAUAGAGCAUUAGGUUGGUCACAAUCAGAUCAAGAGCAGGCUGCAAGGAAAGCAAGAGAUAUACACUAUUUGAAGAGAGUCCAGUCCAAAUUAUACACAAAACUAGGAGUGAAACAGAACAAGUUCCAAAAACACUUCAGACAACAAGUGAACUUUUGAUCAAUCGAAGGAAUACUGUCUGUCAUCAACGUGGCAUCAAUGAAGGCAUACUUAGAUAAAAUGUGUUUCAAAUUAAAAAUAUUGUUUUUACUAAUAAUAAUAAUAAUUUAUUCAUACUUAUCUCACAAAAUACAUGUAAAACAGCGUAUAAACAAUAAUAAAAACAAUAACAAUAUUUA
Messenger RNA from Harmonia axyridis, 1474 nucleotides. RefSeq names its product zinc finger protein 622-like. Gene Ontology annotation, biological process: ribosomal large subunit biogenesis. Lineage: Eukaryota; Metazoa; Arthropoda; Insecta; Coleoptera; Coccinellidae. Gene Ontology annotation, molecular function: zinc ion binding; nucleic acid binding. The transcript has 5 exons. The record is from RefSeq and is a predicted model, not a curated record. Gene Ontology annotation, cellular component: preribosome, large subunit precursor. Bases 183 to 1295 code for a protein of 370 amino acids.